This is a messenger RNA of Hevea brasiliensis (rubber tree), 780 nucleotides long. RefSeq names its product GPI-anchored protein LLG1-like. Bases 68 to 565 code for a protein of 165 amino acids. The record is from RefSeq and is a predicted model, not a curated record. The transcript has 3 exons. Lineage: Eukaryota; Viridiplantae; Streptophyta; Magnoliopsida; Malpighiales; Euphorbiaceae.
UUGGAGAUCCAUUUAGAUCUCCAUAAGGGAAGAGAAGGAAAAAAAUAAAUAAAUAAAUAAUAAAAAAAUGGCUUGUAAUCAUUAUUAUUCAUGGUUUUAUCUUGUUUUCUUCUUUUUCCUUAUUGGACUAGCCACCUCUUCCUCCUUCAUCUCCCAUGAUGCACUUGAUGUUCAUGGACAUUCUGGCCGUACCCUUCUACAGGCCAAGAAACAGUGCAAUGUGAGUUUUGAGAAUAUGGACUACUCUGUACUCACAAAAAAUUGCAAGGGACCUCAAUACCCAGUCAAGAAUUGUUGUGAUGCUUUCAAGCAAUUCGCUUGCCCUCAAGCUGAAGUCUUAAACGACAGAACAAAUAACUGUGCAGAAACAAUGUUCAGCUACAUAAACCUCUAUGGGAAAUAUCCUCCAGGCUUGUUUGCCAAUAUGUGCAAAGAAGGUCAACAAGGUCUCGAAUGCGACUCGGGGAAUAAUUCUUCCUCAACUGGAGUUCAUGUCGCAGCGACUCAUUCCGCAUCCCUGAUGCUCACUGCAGGGCUGAUAGGGUUAUAUUUCCAGUUGUUCUAGAUGAGAUAUACAUGUUCUUCCAUUGCUAAAAUAUGUGUGUGUCUCCACAUUCUGUGCUAGAGUUGGUAUUCUUCUUCUAAUUAUAGUUGCCUCAAUAGGAUAAUCUCAUAAUCUAUUUCUUUGUGCAUCACUAGAUAGAUAAAUUAUGAAAUUGAGACAAUCUUCUUUGAUUUAUUAUGCAGUAAUUUGGAUUGUUAAUUAUAUAUGUUGGAAGU